CGGUAGAAGGGGUGAGUAAGUAACGAGUUAACGGAGACUAGCACCCGUGACUUCCGAUUCAGUAAAAAAAACUCGUGAGUUUUGAACGACUCGUUCAUUUCUCCUGUGGAAACACUUGAAGAGUUCUCUGCGCAACCAAUAUUCGACGCAACCCUGCAAAGACUGUAUGGAGCGAGGCUGAGAGUGGGAGGGUGGACUUGGAAGCAAAACAUGGCGAAAUAACUUUGGCUGUUAGACGCAGUUUGAAGCUGUCAUUAUAUACCGCAGUGUUGGAAUUACACCUACAAGUGCUCAAAUCUGGAUGCUGGAGACAGAACGAUACGCGUAACUUUAAAGUCGAGGCCCAGUUUAGAUUAACGGGGGCUGGUCCAGAACAUACCAACCGCCUGGCUGCCUGUUUUUCGUGGAAGGUUGGCACCGCUGGGCGCGACUGUCAACACAGAAAAUGGAAGAAGAAGGAAAGUUUAUUCGGGAGACUAUUUAGCUGCUGUCUUGUCCGCCAUAGCUAUCCAGUCGAAGCUGAUUUGAUUGCGCGCACCUGCCUCCGCGGACUGCCAUGUUGUAAAUAUGGGAAUAUUUAACAAGUUUGACAACUGCUGCCGCGUAGAAAGGCUCAUGUAACAAUACAAUCGGGGGAUAUUUACUUUAGGAUAAUGGUGCCAGUUUGAUAGGCGGUACUGUUGCAGUGCGGACGGACCCAGACGCCAUCACAUCAGACAUUACGUGCUCCUUAAAAAAACAAGCACUGCGUUUCUUGGCUGAUUUUUUUUUCUUUCACCGCUAUCAACCAGUGGACCUGGCUCCAUUUAGUUGUUUUAUUUGCCCUCGGAGUGCAUCAUUUUUCUUGAUAACGUCAGUUGGGAUGUUAUUCACCAUCAAAGACGCUGCGUCUUGCCAAAAUGAAGGCAGCAAGGUGUUGAACAGUGGAUAUGAACUGCUUUGAAAGCUACCCGCUCAUCGAAUGACGCCUGUCACCCAUCAACAGUAAAAGUUUGUUGAAAUCUCUUUUAAGCUGAAUGUGUUUUAUGUCGUUUUUUUUGUCGACUACAGUUGAGGCGAGCUAGCCAGCUGGGAGCUUGUAACUGCGAUGUCUUUGCUCAUCGAAGUGCUACCGCCUUUUCCCUAACAAUUUCAGCAAACUGGACUGCCUAUUUAUAGCCAUUUAUGCUACAUAAGCCCAUUUGAGCUCACCAAAGGUGCCAUCUACACACCCCCAAAGUGCUUAUUGAGAAAAACCUGGCUAACUUGUUAAGCUAACGCUCCAAGUUUUGGCCAGCCAUGUCUGAAAACGCCCCCACACGAAGCCUGGAUGACAUCGACCUGGCGGCUCUGAGGGAUCCAGCAGGAAUCUUCGAGCUGGUUGAGGUUGUUGGCAAUGGGACAUAUGGUCAAGUGUACAAGGGCCGCCAUGUGAAAACAGGCCAGCUGGCGGCUAUCAAGGUGAUGGAUGUUACAGAGGAGGAAGAGGAGGAGAUCAAAGCCGAAAUCAACAUGCUGAAAAAAUACAGCCACCACCGCAACAUAGCCACGUAUUAUGGUGCCUUCGUCAAGAAGAGCCCACCAGGACACGAUGACCAGCUUUGGUUGGUGAUGGAGUUCUGCGGGGCGGGCUCAGUGACUGACUUGGUGAAAAACACGAAGGGCAGCUCACUAAAGGAGGACUGGAUUGCGUACAUCUGCAGAGAGAUUCUAAGGGGCCUUUCCCAUCUUCACACCCAUAAAGUCAUCCAUAGAGACAUCAAGGGCCAGAAUGUUCUGCUGACAGAGAAUGCAGAGGUCAAACUUGUUGAUUUUGGAGUCAGCGCUCAGCUUGACAGGACGGUAGGGCGAAGAAACACUUUCAUUGGCACACCUUACUGGAUGGCGCCAGAAGUCAUCGCCUGCGAUGAAAACCCAGACUCUACCUACGACUACAGGAGCGAUAUUUGGUCCUUGGGAAUCACUGCCAUCGAAAUGGCUGAAGGAGCACCUCCACUGUGUGACAUGCAUCCAAUGAGAGCCCUCUUCCUUAUUCCCAGGAAUCCCCCUCCUAAACUCAAAUCUAAAAAGUGGUCAAAGAAAUUUAUUGAUUUUAUCGAGGCCUGCCUUGUGAAGACAUACCCCAGCCGACCAUCCACAGAGCAGCUGCUCAAGCACUCCUUCAUCAGGGACCAGCCUACCGAGCGGCAGGUCAGGAUUCAGCUCAAAGACCAUAUUGACCGGACGCGCAAAAAAAGGGGGGAGAAAGAAGAGACAGAGUAUGAGUACAGUGGUAGCGAUGAAGAGGAUGAAAAUCGUAGCGACGACAGAGAGUCAAGCUCAAUCCUCAAUGUGCCUGGGGAGUCCACUCUGCGCCGUGACUUCCAGCGUCUCCAGCAGGAGAACAAGGAGCGCUCGGAGGCCCACAAGAGGCAGCAGGCACAACUGGCCGCUCAACGCAGGGACCCUGAGGAACACAAGAGGCAACUUCUGCACGACAGGCAGAAACGCAUUGAGGAGCAAAAAGAGCAGCGUCGGCGACUGGAAGAGCAACAGAGAAAGGAGCGAGAGAUGGUGAGGCAGCAAGAAAAAGGUCCCCAUCGGAGACUUGACGAUAUGAGACGGGAGGAAGAUAGAAGGUUGGCUGAAAGAGAGCAGGAGUUUAUCAGGCAUAAGUUAGAGGAGGAACAGCGGCAGCUAGAAAUCCUUCAGCAGCAGCUGCUUCAGGAGCAGGCACUGCUUAUGGAGUAUAAGCGUAAGCAGCUGGAGGAACAGCGUCAGUCCGAGCGGCUGCAGAGGCAGUUGCAACAGGAGCAUGCUUACCUAGUGUCUCUGCAGCAACAGCAGCAGGAAAAGAAGCCCCAGCUCUACCACUACAACAAGAACUUGGAGCCCAACAACAAACCCACAUGGGCGCGUGAGGUGGAGGAGCGAAGUAAACUCAACAGACAAGGCUCUCCCAAAAUCUGUACCACUGUCUCUGACACUGCCAUCCAGUCACGCUCAGACUCUAUUAGCCAGUCUGGAGUGGCCCAGUCUGCUCAGACGCCUCCAAUGCAGAGACCUGUUGAACCACAAGGGGGGCAGGGCAAGUUCCAGAUGGCUCAUUUGGUUCCACUGAAACCUUAUGCCGCCCCUGUCCCACGCUCCCAGUCUCUCUGUGACCAGCCCACUAAGACCAUGUCCGCAUUCCCCACCCAGGAUCCGUCCCUCACCCCUACACCCCGAUCCAUCCACUCCAGAGAGCUAGUGCGCCAGAACUCAGAUCCCACAUCAGAGACCCCUGCACCACAGGUGCACCAAAUCAGGGAGGAGCGUGGGCCCUGGAUCCGCUUGCCAGAUGUGGAACUCCCGCCCAAGAUUCCCCAGAGGACAGCGUCAAUUGCCACAGCUCUCAACACCAACCUGACCUCUGGCAUUCGGCAUCCAGUGAGAGCCAGUAAUCCAGAUCUCAGCCGAAACGAUCGCUGGGAGAGAGGAGACAGUAUGGCCAUCAUAUCUAAUCUGCCACAGACAGGCUCUUUAGAGAGGCAUCGCAUCCUCAGUUCCUCCAAAAUGGAUUCUCCCAUUCUCUCCAAUGAUAGUCGUCAUAAGCCAGGGGAGUCUCGCACCUCAUCUCGCCCUGGGCGUCCAGCUAGUUACAAGAGAGCAAUAGGAGAGGACCAUGGCCUCUUUGCCAAAGAGCGUGCUGAGGAGCAGCCGAGGCCUCCAGUCAAGGCAAAUGACUACUCCUCCUCCUCGGAGAGCAGCGAGAGUAGUGAGGAGAGCGAAAAUGGGGAGGGAGUGGAGGAGGAGGAGAGCCCCACUGAUCGUCACAGGGACGUGGACACUGAUUCUGUCAAUACUAUGGUGGUUCAUGAAGAUGAGGGUGAGGAGGGAGAAGGAGAGCAGGCUGGAGGUUAUGGAGAUCAGACAAUGUUGGUGCAGAGGACCCCAGAGAAGCGGAGCCACAAUGGAUACACUAACUUGCCAGAUGUGGUGCAGCCCUCUCACUCCCCCACUGAUUCCACCACACACUCUUCCCCUGGGAAGGACUCUGUGUAUGAUUAUCAGUCCAGAUGUUUGGUCAAGGCACCUGGCAAAUCUUCCUUCACUACAUUUGUGGAUCUUGGAAUGUACCAGACACCAGGAGGUACCGUGGAUAACAUCUCUGUUAGCAGCUCAAGAUUUGAGCAGCUAAAGAUGGAGGUGAGGAAAGGCUCCAUGGUGAAUGUAAAUCCCACCAACACUCGCCCCCCCAAUGACACACCUGAGAUCCGCAAGUACAAGAAGAGGUUUAACUCAGAGAUCCUAUGUGCUGCGCUUUGGGGUGUGAACCUGUUGGUGGGAACAGAGAAUGGUUUGAAAUUGCUUGACCGCAGCGGACAGGGCAAAGUCUAUCCACUCAUCAACUCUCGCAGGUUCCAGCAGAUGGACGUUCUGGAGGGCCUAAACCUGCUUAUCACCAUCUCAGGCAAGAAAAACAAGGUCCGUGUUUACUACCUGGCCUGGCUCAGGAACAAGAUCCUCCACAAUGACCCUGAAGUAGAGAAGAAGCAAGGCUGGACCACUGUGGGUGAGAUGGAGGGCUGCGUGCACUACAAAGUUGUAAAAUAUGAGAGGAUAAAGUUCCUGGUGAUUGCUUUGAAGAAUGCAGUGGAAGUGUAUGCUUGGGCACCCAAGCCUUAUCACAAAUUCAUGGCCUUUAAGUCUUUUGCAGACCUUCCACACAGGCCUGUCCUUGUCGACCUGACUGUGGAGGAGGGUCAGAGGUUGAAGGUCAUAUAUGGUUCCUGUGCUGGCUUUCACGCCAUCGAUGUGGACUCCGGGAACAAUUAUGACAUUUACAUCCCGGUUCAUAUUCAGAGCCACAUAACACCACACGCUAUUGUGUUCCUGCCAAGUUCAGAUGGCAUGGAGAUGCUUUUGUGCUACGAGGAUGAGGGCGUCUAUGUCAACACGUAUGGACGCAUCAUUAAGGAUGUGGUUCUGCAGUGGGGUGAAAUGCCGACAUCUGUUGCUCAUAUUUGCUCUAAUCAGAUCAUGGGUUGGGGAGAAAAAGCCAUUGAGAUCCGUUCUGUGGAGACUGGACACUUGGACGGCGUCUUCAUGCACAAGAGAGCUCAGAGGCUUAAGUUCCUUUGCGAGAGGAAUGACAAGGUAUUCUUUGCCUCAGUGCGGUCAGGAGGCAGCAGCCAGGUGUACUUCAUGACCUUGAACAGAAACUGCAUCAUGAACUGGUGAAGGAACAGCUGCUCUGCUCUUUGUGGAAGCAGCAGGAUUUGGAGAUGGAAGUGUAUCCAACAUUCUCUCCCGCACACAUGCGAGCAUGUUCGUUCCCGGUAGUUUACACACGCACAGACACUGAUAAAUGCGCAUGCACAUGUUCUCUGAUAGACUUGCACACAUCUACUCCAGCCUACAAUCCAUCAGAUCAGUUUGAGCCCCCUAAUAACAUUUGUCACCGUAUCCUCAUGAAAAAUUGUCUGCAGCAUUUAUUAGUUUCUACUGUAUAUAUUCUUGUCUUGACUUCCUUUUCUUGGUGGACCCGUGCUCAGUCGUAACAAUUUAGUUUCUAAUUGUGAAGUGCAUUCCUAGAUGGUUCUCCAGUUACAGAAGGAGUUAUUUACCAAUCCUGUAUGUUCAAGCUGUAAAUAGCACCAUCCACUUAGAACUCAAUCAUCUGCAUUUCUCUUCAGAUCUAGCCUUCAUUUGUCGUGUUGCCACAGGAUGCAGUGACAGAAAGUGUUGGCACGCCCAUCUGCUGUGGCUUAUGGCUCAUGGCUCCCAGUUGUUUUGGGGAUCAGUAGAAUUUUCAUGGAGGCUUAGUACUUUGAUGCAAAAAGGGAACAUUUGGGCCAGCUUGUCCAAAAGUGAGCGUGUAUCUGGGAGCUAUGAUGCUUUUGCUCAUCCCUGUCACAGCAGUUUAAAAUAUAGAAAAUAUUCCUAACAGUGCUACUUAAUAGCAGUACUGUGACUUCUCGCCUUUGUCGUUUUCCUUCAGUUGAGGCGAACCAAUUAUCUGUCUCGUUGCAUUUGUACUUAACAUUUUUUUUCAUGGAUUUACAACAAAUUUGAUAUUUAUAUGUAGUGCUUCUGUAUGGGUAUUAGCCUACUGGUAUUCUUGAUUUGCUCUACUGUAAUUAUAUUGCCAUAAUAUUGCAAUAUAUGCUGUUCUUGUGCAGUCUGUUGAGGAGAGGAGACUUUGUUAGUGUCUGUGGCUGUAACCAAUGUGAUGAUUUACCUUAGGAGGAGCGCAGCUAUCUCCUCUACUGUAAAAUACUCCAAUUGUGUUUUCCUAGUUUGGAUCUGUCAUGAGCAGUAGCACACCACAGAUAAUACAGUGGAGCCUCAGUUUUCGUCACAAAUCUGUUCCAAAAGGUCAGAUAAAAACCAAAUACAUUUUUCCCAUAAGAAAUAAUGCAAAACCAAUAAAUCCGUUCCAGACACCCAAAAAUAUGAACUCAAAACAGAUAUGGAGAAUGAUUGUAGUUUUACAUGCAGAAAACAAUGUGAAAAUACAUUAACAUGUCAAUUACAUCACUUUUACCAUCUUGUUUGUGAACACAGAGAUCAGUGAAGGGAGGAGGAGAUGGAAGAGCCAUGCGGACCCGGUUUCAUUCUAGUCCAUUACAAAGUAGAGUGAACGGUUUGAGCUGUAUACUUGCUCACUUCAACUUUACUGUAAACUUGAGCAGCAGGUACAAUAAUCAUCACACACCCUGGCUCACCUCACUUUCUGUUAUGUGUCUCACUCAAACCAAUCCCCCCGCAACCUCUGUUAACUAGGAACCUUUACAUUACAACCCUAUCCUACUUUGAGUUCUUUCUUGAAUUCAAUCGUGUUUCUGACACUCUUUGUCAAAGUUCAGCCACGCGAAUGCCUUAUCAUUGAAAGGCACACAGUGAGGGAGAAAGGAGACCGAAACUCAGUUGUUUCAGUGUUCUGUCUCCGUUCUAAGAACAAAUAAACCACCCACACACAUAAUAAAUGAUUUAAAGGAUACCCUAUCCGGAAUCUGUUUAUAAUGUCCCAACUCUAAAAUAACCAAUAUCCAUUCUUCAGAGAAACUGAGUUACCAACUUUGCUUGGGCACUCGGUUCCACGGAAUGAUACACAGGCAAACGGACUAGUUUGUUAGGCCGUACGAUCGCAGAGACAUACAAUUUUUGUUGAAAACCGAGGUACCACUGUAUUUGACUCGGGCCCAUAGAAAGACAAGGACGGCAUCCCAUCAGGACGGAUGUCAUUUCUAUGUAAACAUUCUACCAAAGCCAUUAAUAAACUCUGCAACAUGGGGGGGAAUACAGGCGAAAGGGAGGACAAUAGGACACGUUGAGAAGAUGCUCAUCCCCCUAGAUAACCAAACAGUCUUCUCCAUUCUCUGUAUAAAGACAAUGGGAUAGAAAAAUUGCAGCAGGCGAGGGAGUGGAGGUAUGAGAAAGUAACUUGGCGAGUUUUAGACAGCAUUAAUUAGGUCACAAUCUCUGACGCUCGUCGCUCAAAGAUUCAAGGAAAAAGUUGCAGCAUCACUGCAGCUUGCUGCUUGGUUAGCAGGGAUUUGUUGGUGUCUAAAGGAUGGAGUUGUUGCUGUGGUUGCUUGUGUGAAAAGCUGAUGUUUGCUCAAUGGGUGCGUCUGAUGCAAGGUGUUCCCUUAAGGUGAAGAGAUAAUUAUAUAUUGUUAAGGAAAAGUGGUUAGAUAUACAGAUAUCUAAAUGUACUUGUAAGCCAUUCAACUAUAAUAUAUUAGCGUAUCAAACUUGUUUUCCCCUUUUUGCUGUUGUGUUCCUAUUCUUAUUUAUCUGUCUGACAUUCCACACAGGAUCAAUGGCACGUGUGAUUUUAUUAAUGUUUAUCACUUAUAGCCAUGUUUACAGUUUAAGCAGUGCCUUGGAGUUGGAAGGAAGAAAAUAUAAGAUGGGUUUAAGGCCCGCCCCCGUCUCUUAAGAGGCAUAGUUUGUUCCCUUGAAAGAUUAACAUCUGCCUGUUAAAGUGCACUUAAUAAAUUAAAAUGCGUACAUAUUCCAAUAAUUGCUCAAUCAGUGACUAUUCCUUGAGAAAGUUGCAAUAAAAAAAGAAUCAAACAACUGUCCCGUUAAUCCCGUACGUGUGAAACAUGUUUUGUGACGUCUGCUAGUAGAUUGGCUCUACUCUUCAAUGUUGACGGCGUAACGUGGGGACGGGGGGUUCGCCAGAGAAGUCUAUUUUAUAAAAUAUGUAAAUUAGUCAAGAGAAAUAACCGUGAAUGUACUUCUAUCUAAGAGAGAUUUGUAUUUAUAUAACAAUGUGUGCCGCUCCUAUUAUUCAAAGCACAAUGUAGAGCAGUGUGUUUUCUGUAUUGGUCAUCAGGCAUGAGGUAGUAGUCCACAGUUCUCAUGUUAUAUCAGGGGUCAAUAUGGAAGUUCAUCCCAAAGGUGCGGUUGGGGUCAGACCUCUUGAGUUCCUCGGCACCUAGCAGUCAGUCAUGCUGGAACAGAAAGGUUGGAAGAAUGGAAUCGUCCAAAAAGGUCUUGGCAAUGUGUCUUGAUUGACACAUUGGCUUAUAGCAGGGGUAGGGAACCUAUGGCUCACGAGCCAGAUGUGGCUCUUUUGAUGACUGCGUCUGGCUUUCAGACAUUUCUUAACACGAUAAAAUGUAUUCAUUUUUAUUCAUUUUAAAGUAAUGCCCUGUGAUUGGAUGGUGACCAAUCCAGGGUGUACCUCGCCUCUCGCCCAAAGUCAGCUGGGAUAGGCAUAGUAUUCACAGUAUUACAAAUGUUCAAAAUAUAAAACAUUCUCAUGCAUAUUAAUCCAUCCAUCCAUUUUCUACUCCAUUGCGGGGUGGCCAGAGCCAAUGCCAGCUGUCCUUGCGAUAUUUUCCGGGUUAGACACCACAACUCAAUUAUUAUUGGGUAAUGCAGUAGCCUACCCGUGUCGUUGAGAGGUCAAGAAGUAAACUUCCCUCCUUUAAUCAGUCAGCUAGCAAAUUCUGCAGAGCAAAAGCCCUUUUGACAAAGAAGAUGGCAAAAAGAAAGAAAGAUGAGGCGUACCGUGCAUUACCAUGCGGCACCAGAAGUCGCAUUAAUGGUAAGAAGUAAUUUAUUUAUGAUUGUUAGCUUCAGUACAACAAUGUUAUUAAAAAGUACCGUAAAUUCCGGUGUAUAAGCCGCUACAUUUUUCUUAAACUUUGAACCCUACGGCUUAUACAGCAGAACGGCUAAAAUUCUAAUCUCCUGACAUCUCCUUUACUUCAGAACUACUAAUUAACUAACUAAUUGUUUCAAUACUGUGCCGCUCGCGAGUCGGUGGGGAAACGGUAGCUCUUUCUUUGGCAGGAGCCGAUCACGAACUAUCAGUGCACUCACAACAAGCUUGUCAACCCAUUCCAAAUUGCAGAAGGUCAGUGCAUAUAACGGUAUAACAAUAUACGUAACAGACUGACUCACGGUGUCAUCUUACAAAUAACUCUAAACUCAUCACACAGCAACUUAAAACUGAAAAGGUAUACUAGAGAAAUAUACAAACAUGUAUCAAUACAUGUUUUAAAUUGAAAGACUCUUUUAAAGUCUUCCCAUAAGGCAUUGCGUAUGAGCAACGCAUUAAUUGGGGCGCUGCAAUGGCGUCGGCCUCCCUCUGGACUCUGGGCUCCUCUGGCUUCCUCUGGUGGACACAGACAGCAUUGCAGCCCAUCCAUUCAUUUUCUAUGCUCCAAUGAAAUGCUUUGCUCAAAUGAAAUGCAUUGUGGGAAAAUAAAAAAAAAAAAAAAAAAAAAUAUAUAUAUAUAUAUAUAUAUAUAUAUAUAUAUAUAUAUAUAUAUAUAUAUAUAUAUAUAUAUAUAUAUAUAUUAAACUAAUAUUGGUACGUGUUUUCAUAUUAGGUAUACCUUUUGAGUGUUAAGUUGCUGUGUGAUGAAUUGUGUUUACGGCUUAUACACGGAUACCUCUUAUAUAUGUAAAAAUAUUUUUUUUCCCUCAAAAUGUUGUGGACGUGGCUUAUACACCAGAAUUUACAGUAUAUGGCUCUCACGGAAAUGCAUUUUAAAAUAUGUGGCUUUCAUGGCUCUUUUAGCUAAAAAGGUUCCCGACCCCUGGUUCUUUUUUCAUUAUACAUUUCCUCAUGUAUCUGUAUUAUUGGCUAGAUGUAACGGAUAAUUCAUGAGUUUAAUUUGGACUGACCUCAUCAUUGGAGCCUGAUUGUUUGAGCAACUUUAUCAUAAACAGUUAUGCCGGCUGCAGUCAUGCAUUUCUCGCUGUUCUAUGAGUUAUAUGAGAAAAAUAAACAGGCAUCACAUUCCCGUGAAUCAACAUCAUAGCUAAAGUGCCCUAUAGUUCCUUCUUUUAUAAGUUGUACUAGUGGCAUUGAUUGGUCAUGUCCUUCGGUAUGUUGUUAGGAGCCCUUAAAAGCUGACAUGGUGAGUGUGACCAUGAGGGUAGAUCUGAACUUUCCUGAACAUGGCAGGAUGCACAAAGAGCUCUGUCAGAAAUAUAAAUGGUGUCUAACUUAUUUUGCAAGCAAUAUAAGCAUUUGAUCAACUCCAUGUCAGUACAGCUUACUGUAUAGGAAGAGUAUUUGGAGGCCUUUGGCAGCCUCAGCGAUGGCUGCUUUGUGAGUUUCUCAUUACGGAUAUUGCUCUGUGGUUUUUGGUUGUAAUUACGGGUUACAGCUUUUCUCUGUUAGCGUAACACAAUCGGUAGCUGUGAUGCUCAUUCUUGUUUUGCUUUUACGGAAUCCCAGAAUUUAUGAACAAGAUUUAAAAUGGUGCAAUGGAAACUAAUCAUCCAAAUUUGACGAAUCAAGUAGAAAUUGUGAUCAGCAGCAAUGACUGACUGAAGGAAAUCAUGUUGUAAUGGAGACCUUUUGGACACUAAUAUAAUUUAUAUAUAAAUAUUUUUUUUUCUAAUGGCGGUAGACAUUGCAGUGUUUUAGUUGGGCAACGCUUCUUAUUUGUGAGAGAUUAACUCCAGAUUGUAUUUCAUAAGCUCUUUAAAACUUUCAAAAAGAUUGUGUUUCAAUGAAUUCUUGUCUAAUACAGAAAGGUUUGAAAAAUAAAAAGUCUUGAUUUCA
Messenger RNA from Dunckerocampus dactyliophorus (ringed pipefish), 10981 nucleotides. RefSeq names its product misshapen-like kinase 1 (gene mink1). Gene Ontology annotation, molecular function: protein kinase activity; ATP binding. Bases 1279 to 5181 code for a protein of 1300 amino acids. The transcript is spliced from 32 exons. Lineage: Eukaryota; Metazoa; Chordata; Actinopteri; Syngnathiformes; Syngnathidae. The record is from RefSeq and is a predicted model, not a curated record. Gene Ontology annotation, biological process: protein phosphorylation.